Messenger RNA from Clarias gariepinus (North African catfish), 1714 nucleotides. RefSeq lists its product as uncharacterized. The record is from RefSeq and is a predicted model, not a curated record. Bases 1 to 1704 code for a protein of 567 amino acids. The transcript has 2 exons. NCBI's taxonomy places the organism in Eukaryota, Metazoa, Chordata, Actinopteri, Siluriformes, Clariidae.
AUGGCAUUUAAUUUGAUAGCCUUCACGCUAGCUCCUACCUUGGAGGAAUUUGACCGGUGCGAAUCACCCACAAUAACACCAAUUGACAGAUCAGAACAACUUUUGGUUCUAAAAACGAGGGAGGUAGAGCUGGAAAUAAAACGAGAGGAAACGGAGACUCAAAGACUUCGGUUGUGGGAGCUGGAGCUUGAGAUGGAGCGGGAACAUUUUCUGCGAGAUUUCAGCCGGUUACACCGGGCUGAGAGCGCGCCGGAGAGUUCCCCUGCCUCUCCAUCAUUCGCUCAGUUACCUGCAGCGGCUGCGCCGGGUUCUUCUUCUCUCGUUUCUGCCCCAGUUACUACCUCCCCACCCCAGUUUGAUGUAAGCAAGCAUAUUGUUUUAGUACCUCCUUUUAGAGAGACCGAAGUGGAUAGCUAUUUUAUAGCUUUUGAGCGAGUGGCGGCUACGUUACAGUGGCCGAGAGCAAUGUGGGCUCUCUUGUUACAGUGUAAGCUGACUGGUAAAGCGCAGGAUGUGUGCUCUGCGUUGCCUAUUGAGCAAAGUUUGGAUUACGACACGGUCAAACAGACGGUCCUACCAUCUGUCCUCAUCCUCCUGGACCUGUCAGCUGCAUUUGACACCGUGAACCACAAGAUUCUAUUAUCUAUUCUUACAAGCCUUGGAAUUUGUGGAACAGCGUGGCAAUGGUUUGCUUCUUACCUUAAAGAUAGGUCAUAUGAGGUAACAUGGAGGGGAUCUACAUCUGCCCCACGUAGACUCUCUACUGGUGUCCCGCAGGGCUCAGUACUUGGUCCUCUUCUGUUCUCCCUCUAUACCCGGUCUCUUGGUAAGGUCAUAUCAUCGCAUGGAUUCUCAUACCACUGUUAUGCAGACGACACACAACUUGUCCUCUCCUUUCCUCCCUCUGACACUCAGGUUUCCACCCGGAUCUCAGCAUGUCUGGCAGACAUCUCAUUUUGGAUGGCUGCUCAUCAGCUGAAGCUCAAUCUCAGUAAAACCGAACUGUUGUUUAUCCCUUGUGACUCAUCUCCAGGUCAAGACCUUGUGAUAUCCAUGGACAACAACCAAAUCACUCCCUCAACCACCGCCCGCAAUCUUGGGGUAACCGUGGACAAUCAUCUGUCAUUUUCCCCACACAUCGCUAACCUUACUCGCUCUUGUCGAUUUCUUCUUUACAAUAUCAGAAGAAUUCGCCCAUUUCUUUCUUCACAGGCUACUCAGGUGCUUGUUCAGUCCCUUGUUAUUUCAAGACUGGACUACUGCAACUCACUCCUGGCAGGCCUGCCUCUGUCCACGAUUCGUCCUCUGCAACUGAUCCAGAAUGCAGCAGCACGACUCGUUUUUAACCUUCCCAAGUUCUCCCACACCACCCCACUCCUCCGCUCCCUGCACUGGCUUCCUGUAGCUGCCCGCAUCAAAUUCAAAACACUGAUGCUUGCCUACAAAGCCAAAAAUGGCCCAGCACCCACUUACCUCUCUGCGCUAAUUACACCACGCACUGCACCACGUUGCCUCCGAUCCUCCAGCACUGCUCGCCUCAUCCCACCAUCUCUCAGGGAUCGAGGGCGGCAUUCAUCCAGGCUCUUUUCUGUUCUGGCACCUAGAUGGUGGAAUGAACUUCCUCUAGAUGUCCGUACAUCAGAGACUUUGACUAUCUUUAAACGACGACUCAAGACUCAUCUGUUUCUCCAGUACUUGGACUAACCCCCCUCCC